Molecule: messenger RNA, 7098 nt
Organism: Thunnus maccoyii (southern bluefin tuna)
Lineage: Eukaryota; Metazoa; Chordata; Actinopteri; Scombriformes; Scombridae
Gene: mnx2b
Product: motor neuron and pancreas homeobox 2b
Exons: 3
Coding region: 5755-6762 (335 amino acids)
Biological process (GO): regulation of DNA-templated transcription
Molecular function (GO): DNA-binding transcription factor activity, RNA polymerase II-specific; DNA binding
Source: RefSeq, a predicted model, not a curated record
ACUAACUAAUGACAUUUCCAUCACCUUCAGCUGUACUUUGUGUUUAGUGCUAAUAGAGAUGAGAAGUGGGAGAAGUGUUUGUUGCCAUUAUAUAGUCCCAUUUCAAAAUUUUCUUUGGUAAACAAUAGCCUGGAUAACAGCAGUCGCACAGGUUCAUGUUAUGACCAACAAGUUCUAAUUGUUGCAACUUAGAUUCUGUGAAAUCCUGUUUUGUCCAUGAUUUUGGAAUCGCGGACAACUUUAAGUACCACAAUACCCAUGAGCCGUGGUCCUUGUUGCUAUGGAGAAGAAUUCAGUCAGAGUUGCGAAUCAGAGCAGCAGCAAAUUCAAACAUACUUGAAUUUGUGAACGAAACACAGCACUGUAGUUGCCACAUGAAUCCAAAAUUGAACCAGAAUCCAAAAGUAAAGUUGUUUAAGCAGCAGAUUGUAAAAUUUGUUUUCUCAACUCCGUGAUCUUUAGCUUUGUUAACGACACGUCAAAGAAUUUUGAGCUCAGUGAUUGGGUGUUUCUGGACAAAAUGCAUCUUGGGAGUUUUAGUUAACUCUUCUGCCAGAGUUUUUUUGUACACAGGCUUGUACCCUGUGUUGUGGCACUGGAGCACCAAAUGUGAGCCGGCUCUAGGCCAUAUAUGGCUGUGUAGGGUUUUUGCUAGUAUUUGGGGGAGCAGAUUUGGACUAAUUUGGGUUAAGAAUUUGUUCAAGUUAUGCCUUUCUGGCACAAUGCUGCCUUCACGCAAUAUUGGCAAAAUGGAAAGAAGAGAAAAACCUCUGUCCCAGUGGGGGACAUUGCUAUCAUAGGCAUUAACUCUGUGAAAAGAAUGGCCUGUAUUUGCCUAGCCAUUCUUUAGGUUCCUGGAAAAUAGACAUAUUUUAUUUGCAAAGAGAGAGCAGGAAGGGGCCAAAAUGGUAAAGGCAGACAGAAAGAGAUUCACAUCCAGUGGGCUAGAUGUCAUAUGGCAAAGCUCAAUAUUGGUUAAUAAAUGAUGGGAACAGGGUACAGAGACUGAGAAGAGAACUAAAACUCUAAUAAAUUACCUUUUAUCUCCUUAAUGAGACAACAUUAAUUUUGGUCUCAAGGUCUGGCAGAAAGCAAGCUGAUUUAUCAUCUGCCUCUAACGGUGUGGGAAUUAGUCUAAUUACUCGGAGUAUGGAGAGCUGAUUUUCACUUCACAGAAAGCCCAUUGUGUACCCAGAUCGUUCAUCAAAGCCAUGGUCGGGAAGUUGUACUGCAGGCUUGCUGGGAAAAGUCAGGUGCAGGUCGACAACGUCCCUGAGGGCCACAUGUGUCACAACAAGCAUGAAAGAAUUGCAGAAAUAGGAAUGGGCACCUAAACACACACACCAGGUCUUUUCAAAUCAUCCAUGCUAUUAGAAAUCUUGCUUAUUUCAGCCCUAUGUACAGUUUAACCUUACUGUUAACAGCAUGGAGCCUUAUCAAUAGGUUAAAAAAAAUGAGGAUCAAGGACCAGUCACCCAGUGGGAGUCAAUAAUGUGCUGACUAGGCCAGCAACUUGCACACAGAGAGCACGAGAGACCUGGAUUAGUUUUAGGACAGAGCAAGCUGUCUCAGAGCUGUGGUAAUGAUUGAAAAAUAUGCCUGUAAUUGCUGAUAAGCUCUUUAAUGUUUCAGUAAACUCCUGUUGGCCGCUAAGUUUACUGACGUAUAACUCCUCGAUAAACUGCGGCUUUGUAGUGCAACAUCAAGGGCCGGCAGCGUCUUUGAACCAAUUGUCCCCACACCACGUAAAGGGUGUGCGCUGCAUUUUGAGAGUUCUACAAAGGGUUCAAGAGGGCAUCUGUUACAGAGGAAGGGGAAGGAAGUGGGUAGGUAGGUUUUAUGUCAGAUUCAAUAUUAAUAGGCCCUUUCAGAAGAGUUUUCACCUGCAAUCAGAUAAUCCAUCUGAUGAACUACAUCCACUACUCCCAGAUUAUGAGGUAGUUGUUGUUGCUGUUGUUUUGUGACUCAAAUGUAGGCAUCAUCUACACUGCUGAAGUGUCCCUCAGCAACAGAGUAAAUACUACUAGUCCAGUUGCAUUGCACUGUGGCUGACCCUGACCUCUGAAAGGUCUUUCCCUAAGGGGAUCAAUACAUUACUAUUGCUGCUAUUCAUAGCUGAGAUGCAAAAGAAAAAAUGCUCAGUUUAUACGUUUCUGUAAUGUCAAACAUGUACCAAUUUGUCUGUUACUUGAAGUGCAAGUUGCAAUGACUUCUGAAGUUAAAGGUACCCUGUGGAGUUUUUCACCACUAUAUUAGAGUUGUGGCUCAAUGUUUUUAUGAGCAAGUUUUGUUUGUUCUUGCAUAUGCGCACAGGGACGCACAUGCAUGCGCACAAUCCCUCAGGUGAUGCAAAAAACAUUCCUGCCAAUGGUUUCACACUAUUCCACUGGUCUAUAUGUAGCAGUAACACACCAAGAGACUAAUGUGCCAACAAAUUUGGCUCGGAAGGACAUUUUAGACAUCAAUGAUACACACAAUGAGUUUUAUUGAGUAACACUGAAUGUAAACAUAACUUUUGUUUGUUUGCAAUAAAUCUCAACAGGACAUAUAUAAAUGCUAUAGGAAACGUCCUGCACCUUCAGGAAGGUGUGAUAUAUGCUUAUCUUAGGAUGCAAGUACAACAGGACAACUGACCCAGACUCACAGGGACACCAGAAUCCCUGGAUUAACUGCAUAUUAAUUGUUGCAGAAAAGUUGAUUCAUUUAAAAUUUACAACAGUGAAGUUCAACAACUAAUUUUCCCCUGGAGCCCCCAAACAGGUUAAUCCAGGCAUGAGAGCCCACAUCUCACAAAACAUCCUAAAAUCAGCAUUUAUUUAUUUACUUAUGUGCUUAUUACUUACUAACCAAGUUGCUUGCUUGCUUUUUAUCAGUUUAAAUCAUUUAAAGCUGAACCCUACCCUGUAAAUCAAGUGUGCAAAUGCACAUUUUCAGGACAGGACUAAUCUGAAAAUAGAUAUUCCAAAAGAAUUUAUAGCAUUUUUGGGGCCUUCUUUUGUUUUUAUUAUUAAAAAAUACCAAUAUUGGACCAGCAGGCUUAUAUGCACACACAUCUUACCCCACCAUUUGAUCCCUUCAAGGAGAAAACAGUGUGCAAAGCGCUGCUCAGACGCAGGCAGCUGACACUGGAAGCAGGGCCGCAGUUUCAGGCACUGAUUCAAUUUAAUUUGUGCGCCUCUGUCAACAGGCCUGGGUGACGGAUUUACCCCUGGCCUGCCUAUUUAAAUUACUUUCAAAUCAUAAAAGCAAGGGAACGAGGCUUCGGGGGGAAGAGGUUGAGAGAAACAGGCAGAAAGCAGCACUGAUUUCCCUGGAGCAAAUUACCUCUAUAUCAGCGCCAGAGACAGGCGGUAAUCUGCCUGAUAGAGAGCUGAGGGUGAGAGAGCUGCUGUGGUGAAGGAGAAAGAGAGAGAGAGAGAGGAGUGGGCGGACCUGCAAGACCGCUCCAAUUUUCUGGAGGUCAACUAUACGCACGCGCACACGCAUAACAUAUCAUGAGCAGGGGUCCUUGAAAAGAUUCCUCCAUGCAGUAGUGUUUUAUUCAUAUCUGCAGAAUGGAUUUCAAUUUCCUGAGAUUUAGAGGUUCCUGGGUGGAGGCCGGAGCUGCCGUUUGGAUUAGACUGUAACUUUGUGACAUCUAAGACAAAAACAAGACUGACCGUUUGUUAUUGAAGGCGUUAACCACCAAUGAAGUGAUGAAGCCACGAAUAAACUGAUAAAACUCCUUGAAUGAAUGGCUUUAAGACCAAAUUAGACUUGUGAUGUUCAGUUCUAGAGGGAUUAUUUGAUUAUAUCCAAUCAUCAUAGUCAAUAUUGUCUGAUGCACAACUGAUAGACAGGCAGGAGAAUAAAGUUAUGCAAAAGAAGAUAGUAAGGGCCCAUGAGGACAUUGAGGUCAUCUCCUUGAUAAAGCAAAAACUAUGAACGUACACAUGGUGGGCAUACAGGCCUCCAGAAUCCCAUUUUUUAAUAGUCAGUAAAGUAGUCAAAUUUGACUGUGUUUAGGCCAACAAAUGAGUGAGUAAAUAAAUAGAUUCAGUCGUCCCCCAUCAGAAUUACAAUAUAUUCAUGGCAGUGUGAAGAAGACUCUCAAACAGCAUUUAGAGCAUCUUGUCAAAACUUACAGAAAAUGUGACAGAAUCUUUCACUAAAUAGACAUAAAAAAUAUAGAAACUUUCUCUCUUAAAUUUCAGUUUGGGGAUGUUGGGUGUAACUCAACUCUAAAAUUCUGGCUCAGCCCUGACUGUCUAAAGCGCUAAAAAUAAAUAAAGUUAUUUAGCAAAACAAGGUUUCCUUCAUAAAGAUCUGGAGCUCAAUGGCUGAAAACGGUUUUCGAUGUAUUUAGACUGUGUGUGGGAAUUUAAAUAUUCAGCAUCUUCUUUUGCACAAGAUUUCAUAAAUGUUGAGCAUCAUAUAGACCCUUGUUUGCGUUGUAUCAGUGUGCAGAUUCUCAUUGUAAUAUUGCUGGAUUUAAAAUUUCACAUAAGAGGCAGACAUUGUCUUAAUUCACGUUUUAACACAUUGAUUUUGUCUUCAGACUGCAGUUUAAGACUUUAAUAUAAGCUACAGUGUUAUUAUUUUACUAGUCUUUAUAAAUAAGAUUUUUGUCAGUGAAAUUACAAUGAACAGGUUAGACCACGUGUAUUGCAUGUGGUCUAACAUACAUGUAACCUGGUUUAAAAGAAUAAGUCAGACUGAUGCACCUUAGCUUUUUCAGGUCUUAAAAUGGCAUUAGUUCACAUUAAGCAGAAGGCCAAUUAACUUAUAGCCUCUCCUGCCAAGUCAUUACACUUUUAUACGGUUUGUGUGCAAUUCUUAGUCGUAAACUUUAAUGGCAACGGUAUGGCCUUAUGAGAAUGAAGCAAGCCAUUAAUAUUAAUGAUUUAAAUACUGGACACAAUGUAUGUAUGUGUGUGUGUGUGUGGGGGGGGGGGGGGGUUAACAUCACGCAAAUGAAGGUACCCAAUAACAUUAAGACUGCUGAAAAACCGUAUUUCGUGCUAAGGUGUGGAAGAUAUUCGCACCACUGAUUUGCACAAUCAAAGCGAUGUAUUUCUAUGUUUAUGGCAAAGGAGAUGCAAUCUGUGGUGAGUACGAGGAGCUGGCAGUAAGAUAGAUACUGAAAAUACAAUUGGCUAAUCUUCUAAUGUACCUCCGAGCUUUGAUGCAGUUGAAGGUGUUUGCAGGCGGGACAAGGGUUGGACAUUACCUCACUCAGAAUGCUUUCUGGGGUGAGAAACGAGCGAGUAAUUAGCUGAUUAGAGGCCCGUCAGAGCGGCUCAGCUUCCAGCCAAUCCCAGCUCACACCGGCCUGCAGGGGUGGAGAAGGACGGCUGAUGGAGUGAGACACAUACCUCUGUAGUUUGUGAAGUUGGUAUUAAACACCAGGACAGACGCAAUCCUGCAAAGUGACAUGUGCUAGGUAACAUCUGUAAACUAUAGUCGCAAGGAAAUAGAUUAAAGGACGCAAACGUCAGUAAUUCAGUCUGUCAGAAAGGUUUUUUUUCUAAGAUCAUUAGUCGUUAAGAUACAAGCUGAUAAUGUAUUAAUGCUUAUUUUUGAGUAGUAGGUCUAUAACUUGUGUUGUUGUGACCCGUCCAGCUCGAACUUUUGAGAAAACACAAGGAAGAACAUGAGUUUGUGAGUGGAAGAGGCUCCGCUCUAGGCGCGCUGACGCACGGCACAGGUGCGCACCCGCCAAACUUGGCACGUUUGUUUCUUUAAGACUCUGCAGUCCGCCCGAGUGAAGCGGUCAUGGAGAAAUCGAAAAACUUCAGAAUCGACGCCCUGCUCGCCGAUGAGACGAACCGGGGCAGCCGAGACCUCUCCCCUGGUCUGAGCAGCGACAGCCCCGCGGGCAGCCCGGUCUCCUGCCGCCGUGCGGACACCCCAUCUCCGCGGGCCGCACAACUUCAGACCGGAAUAAUCCCCAAACCGAAUAUUCUAAAUCUCCCGCACCAAGGACUCGCUUCACUGCCACAGGGGGCAAUUCCCGCCAUGUAUCCUGCACCCAUGUACCCAUUAUCAGCUUUGGGUGCCCAGCACCCCGCGUUCACAUACAACGGUUUCACGCAUCUAACACAGACCUACCCAGAGCACCUGAAGGCGGCUGCCAUGGCAGGAUCUCUGCCCCUGGAGCACUGGAUCCGCGCUGGGAUCAUCAUGCCACGACUGCCAGAUUACAGCUCGGGCCCUCAGUCUGGUCUGUUGGGGAAGUGCCGGAGGCCCCGGACCGCCUUCACCAGUCAGCAGCUCCUGGAGCUGGAGAACCAAUUCAAACUCAACAAGUACCUGUCCAGACCCAAACGCUUUGAAGUGGCCACCUCACUCAUGCUGACUGAAACACAGGUCAAGAUCUGGUUCCAAAAUCGGAGGAUGAAGUGGAAGCGCAGUCGGAAGGCGAAGGAGCAGGCCUCUGCCUCGACCCAGUCUGAAGCUGAGCGACUACGCAGCGGAGGCAAAACGGCCACCAACAAAUCCGAUGAGAGCAGACGACCCGUGAAUCCGGACGACAGAGGGAUAGAUCUGGAUUUGGAGGACGGUGAAGAGGAAGAAGAGGAGGACGAGGAGGAGGAGGAAGAGGAGGAAGCCCAGCAUGGUUUUUCUGUUGCUAUGGGUAACGGCGUCGGGAUGCCACGAUCCACGGACUUCUUGCAGCGUGGCACCGAUGUUGGCUACAAUCCCCACAGCCCUUUCUCUGAUGACGAGCUGGACGGGGUGCAAGUGGGAGGAGGCGACAGGAAGAUUGGGGCAGGACUGUGAAAAGACUUCUACACCGAGGAAACUCUGGUUUGAUUUCCAGAAUGUUAACGACAGAGACACUUGGACAUGUUUGAGUUUGUGGUCAUGAGGGAAGACAGUUUCCAGACCUAAAAUAUCUUUUAUCUGAUCUGCUCUGUGAAUGAUUAUCUAUUCCAAUCAGGACUUUUUGUUGGAAUCACUCAUUAUUCACGCAGCUACCAAACGCUCUCCCAGACGAGAGCAAGUCUGUCCUCCCGUGUCCAAACAGACACAUGAUUACGACACAAAUAUACUGUAUAAACUAUCUGUGAAUAAAAUCAUCUCUAAGCACUGUACAUUUCAUAGCAUGCCGGGGGG